AAGUAGUACUUUAAUUAUCUUUAAAAAACAAAAACAAAAACAAAAAAUAUUCUUUUAUCUUAAAAUUUAGUGUGUCUAUGAAAUAGCGUCGACAAAGCUAGAGCUCAUGGUUUUGAGUGUAAAAAUUCUUCUUUCCCAAUUUGGGCCUCUGCUUUUCUUCACCAGUUUUAAAACAAAAUCCCAAUUUCCAAUUUCCUCUCUCUCUCUCUCUCUCUACUCCAUGAUUAACUCAGACAAGCUCUCUCAUGAAGCAGCAGCAGAGCUAGCCACAGUCACUUCCAACCUCGUAAUCACAUUUACAGAACACGACAGAAAGGGUUCCGCCAUUCCUCCCCACCAAGUGUUCGACCAAAUGACCUUCACCCAAUUCUGCUAAAGAUUAGAUUUUUACUCCAAAUUACAAGAAUUCUCCGCUUCGAUUCAGAUGUGGUGGUAGGGGAAGAUACAAAAAUCCAUAAUGUCUUGGAUUCAAUCAGCUUUCGGGAGCAGAAUCAGCCCCGUAAUCCUCUUCAUAAUCGUAGUUUUGGCCGUGAUUUUCUUCAUCGCCGCCCUCCUCCACCUCCUCAUCCGCUUCCUCGUGAAGCGGAGAUCCGCGCAGGCCCGCAGCCGGCCCGAAAUGCCGGGCUCGGGCGCGUUCCAGAGGCAGCUGCAGCAGCUCUUCCACCUCCACGAUUCGGGCUUGGACCAGUCCCAAAUCGACGCGCUCCCGGUCUUCUUGUACAAGGAGAUCAUGGGGUUGAAGGAGCCCUUCGAUUGCGCCGUCUGCUUAUGCGAAUUCUCCGAAUUGGAUAAGCUGAGGCUGCUGCCCCUCUGCAGCCACGCAUUCCACAUUGACUGCAUUGAUACAUGGCUGCUGUCGAAUUCCACCUGCCCCCUCUGCAGGGGGGUGAUCUUGAGCCCCGGGUUCUCGUUCGAGAACCCGGUGUUCGUGUUCGAUGAUUCCAAGGAGGUGGAGGAUGUGAAGUGUGGUGAGGAUGAGAACAGCUCUGUGGUUAGUGGGAGGAGGGUUUUUUCAGUGAGGCUUGGGAAAUUGAGGUGCAGCAAUGGAGUUGUGGUGGGAGAGAAAGAGAAUCAUGAGGUGGGGGAGACCAGCUGCAGCAAUCUUGAUGGGAGGAGAUGCUACUCAAUGGGAUCAUUUCAGUAUGUGGUGGCUGAUUCUGAGCUGCAGGUUGCAUUCUGCCCCAGUGGGAGAGGGGGGGAGAGAGGGAGACAACAUGGGAUUGUGGAUGGGAAUGUUGGUGAUGUGAUGAGCAGGCCAGUGAGGGUGAGAGGGGGAGGGCAGAAUUGGAAUUUCACAGGUGGUGGUGGUGAUGAUGAUGGUGGUGAGGAUGGGAAGAAGAUUAACAGUAGGGUUAAAGGUGAGAGCUUUUCUGUUUCCAAGAUUUGGCUGUGGAGCAAGAAAGGUAAAUUCCCUAAUUCACAUUAUUCCAAUGAUGUUAGUGCAAUUUUACCAUGAAAAGGAAAUUUUUAUUUCAUUUUUGGAGGGUUUUAGUUAGUACUGUUACAUGUUGGCUAAUGUAGGGUAUGGGAAGUUGUUUUUUUCUUGUUUUUUGUGCUGUGGGCUUUCUGUAACUUGUGAAUUAGUAGCCAGAUUCAGAGCAUUCUUGCUUUAGGUUAAGCUAUUUUUUUUUGUUUCUUUUGGUGCAUUAUUUAAGGUUGAAUGAUGCUUCAUUUUUGCAUCAUACAUUGAUGGAAAACUUCUUUUUUCUUUUUUAAGCUCUUAUAAUCCUCCAUUUGAAUUUUGGAAAGUUCAAUGGAUUGGAUGGUGAUGUUUGUAAUAAUGACACUAUUCUUAGAUCCAAAUUAAUGAAGUAAUUGGAAAUUUGUGGGUAGAAA
Messenger RNA from Salvia miltiorrhiza (redroot sage), 1836 nucleotides. Its product is annotated as RING-H2 finger protein ATL47-like. The transcript has a single exon. NCBI's taxonomy places the organism in Eukaryota, Viridiplantae, Streptophyta, Magnoliopsida, Lamiales, Lamiaceae. The record is from RefSeq and is a predicted model, not a curated record. The coding region runs from base 458 to 1456 and encodes 332 amino acids.